AUGGACGAUAAAUUCGAUGCCUAUCUCAGUAAAGAAACAACAGCGGAAAGAUCCAGUGUAACAUGUGGAUGCUCAGAAAAUCCGGCCAUUUUAUCAAAAAUUGUUGGCGGUGAAGAAAGCAUACCGAACAGUUUUGGAUGGGUAGUAUCGAUAAGAAUGUAUUCAUCUCAUGUUUGUGGCGGAUCAAUUAUAUCUGAUUUUUGGAUUAUAACAGCCGCUCAUUGUAUACCAAGUAAUUAUGUGUUCGGCAGUUUCUCUAUAAUGGCUGGAAUUCAAAAUCUAUCUGAUAUUGGACAAGAACGAUUGAUUGUAGAAUCAUUUGUUCAUCCUCAGUAUGAUCCAGAUACCUUUGAUAAUGAUAUAGCACUUGUUCGUCUAAAUUUACCAUUAGAUAUGACACAUCGAUCGCUGGCGAUCAUAUGUUUACCAAUCAUUAAUAACACUUUACUUGAUUUUCAAGAAUAUCCUUCACCCGGUACUCCUCUCGUUGGAAUUGGGUGGGGUACCUUAAUGUCAAAUAAUACAGAACCAUCUGAAACAUUACAACAAGUUACGUUAGAGACAAUUGCUAAUUACAGAGCAUUUUGUAUGAGCAUUAUACAUAAUGUUACUCUACAAUUUUGUGCAGGUAUUGAUGGCGGCGGAAAAGACACAUGUCAAGGUGAUUCUGGUGGUCCCAUCAUGAUGUUUAGAUCAACUGGUCAAUGGGAAUUAGUUGGACUAACAUCCUAUGGAUCGAGAAUAUUACUAAUAUGUCUGAUAUCACAAUCAGCACUACUCAAACGUCUUUCAUCAUCACAGAAGUGA
Didymodactylos carnosus is the source of this 807-nucleotide messenger RNA. The record is from the annotation of a GenBank genome assembly. Lineage: Eukaryota; Metazoa; Rotifera; Eurotatoria; Philodinida; Philodinidae.